GCUGUGAGUCCGUCUGCUCAGAGGUCCGGGCCGCGAUCCUCCCUCUGCUGCCAGAAGUGGGCGCCACCGGAAGCGCGCGCAGCCGGAAGUGGUCGCCGCCGUUUUUCUCAGAGUCUCCCAGGCCUCGCUUGGCUCCGUCCCCGGGCGCGCGGCGGUGUGUCCCGGUGUCGGGCCACCAUGGACGCGACGGCGCUGGAGCGGGACGCCGUGCAGUUCGCGCGGCUGGCGGUGCAGCGCGACCACGAGGGCCGCUACCCCGAGGCCGUAUUUUAUUACAAGGAAGCUGCACAAGCUUUGAUCUAUGCUGAGAUGGCAGGCUCGGGCCUGGAACACAUCCAAGAAAAAAUAAACGAGUAUCUGGAGAGAGUGCAGGCUUUACACUCAGCAGUUCAGUCAAAGAGUGCGGACCCUUUGAAGUCAAAGCAUCAAUUGGACUUGGAGCGUGCCCAUUUCCUUGUUACACAAGCUUUUGACGAAGACGAGAAAGGCAAUGUUGAAGAUGCUAUAGAGCUGUAUACGGAGGCCGUGGAUCUCUGUCUGAAAACUUCUUAUGAAACUGCUGAUAAAACUCUGCAAAAUAAACUGAAACAGUUGGCCCGACAGGCACUAGAUAGAGCAGAAGCGCUGAGUGAGCCUUUAACAAAGCCUUUAUGCAAAGUCAAGUCAACGAAUAAUAAACCAAAGCCGCCUCCAACGAGAGCACAUUUCCCUCUAGGAACUAACCCCUUCCUUGACCGACCUCAGCCGUUUAUCAGCCCACAGUCCUGUGACGCCCAGGGACAGAGGUAUACGGCAGAAGAAAUUGAAGUUCUCAGGACAACAUCAAAAAUAAAUGGUAUAGAAUAUGUUCCUUUCAUGAGUAUUGAUCUGAGGGAACGUUUUGCGUAUCCAAUGCCUUUCUGUGAUAGAUGGGGCAAGCUACCGUUAUCACCCAAACAAAAAGCUACAUUUUCUAAGUGGGUGCGACCAGAAGACCUCACCAAUAAUCCUACCAUGAUUUACACUGUGUCCAGUUUCAGCAUAAAGCAGACAAUAGUAUCAGAUUGUUCCUUUGUGGCAUCACUGGCUAUCAGUGCAGCGUAUGAAAGACGAUUUAACAAGAAGUUGAUUACCAGCAUAAUUUACCCUCAGAAUAAGGACGGGGAGCCAGAGUACAACCCAUGUGGAAAGUAUAUGGUGAAACUGCACCUCAAUGGGGUCCCUAGAAAGGUGAUAAUUGAUGACCAGUUACCUGUUGAUCAUAAGGGAGAACUCCUCUGUUCUUAUUCUAACAACAAAAGUGAACUGUGGGUUUCUCUCAUAGAGAAAGCGUACAUGAAGGUCAUGGGAGGAUAUGAUUUCCCGGGAUCCAACUCAAACAUCGACCUUCAUGCCCUCACCGGGUGGAUUCCAGAGCGGAUUGCCAUGCACUCAGACAGCCAGGCGUUCAGUAAGGACAGUUCCUUCCGGAUGCUUUAUCAAAGGUUUCACAAAGGGGACGUCCUCAUCACGGCGUCCACUGGCGUGAUGACUGAAGCGGAGGGCGAGAAGUGGGGCCUGGUGCCCACACACGCGUAUGCUGUGCUGGAUAUUAGAGAGUUCAAGGGGCUGCGAUUUAUCCAGUUGAAAAAUCCUUGGAGUCAUUUACGUUGGAAAGGAAGAUAUAGUGAAAAUGAUGUGAAAAACUGGACCCCAGAGUUGCAAAAAUAUUUAAAUUUUGAUCCUCGAACAGCUCAGAAAAUAGACAAUGGAAUAUUUUGGAUUUCAUGGGAUGAUCUCUGCCAAUAUUACGAUGUGAUUUAUUUGAGUUGGAAUCCGGCUCUUUUUAAAGAAUCAACAUGUAUUCACAGUACUUGGGAUGCUAAGCAAGGCCCUGUGAAGGAUGCCUACAGUCUGGCCAACAACCCGCAGUACAAACUGGAGGUGCAGUGUCCACAAGGCGGCGCUGCCGUCUGGGUUUUGCUUAGUAGACACAUUACAGACAAGGAUGAUUUUGCAAAUAAUCGAGAAUUUAUCACAAUGGUUGUAUACAAGACUGACGGGAAAAAAGUUUACUACCCAGCUGACCCACCUCCGUACAUUGAUGGGAUUCGAAUUAACAGCCCUCACUAUUUGACUAAGAUAAAGCUAACCACACCCGGGACCCAUACCUUUACAUUGGUGGUUUCUCAGUAUGAAAAACAGAACACCCUGCAUUACACAGUCCGGGUGUACUCAGCAUGCAGCUUUACCUUUUCAAAGAUUCCCUCACCAUACACCGUAUCAAAACAGAUCAAUGGGAAGUGGAGCGGUCAGACGGCUGGAGGAUGUGGCAAUUUUCAAGAGACUCACAGAAAUAACCCCAUUUACCAGUUCCACAUAGAAAAGCCUGGGCCAUUACUGAUUGAGCUGAGAGGACCGAGGCAGUACAGCGUUGGGUUUGAAAUCGUAGCGGUUUCUGUGGCGGGAGACCCUGGGCCCCACGGCUUCCAGAGGAAAUCCAGCGGUGACUACAGGUGUGGGUUUUGCUACCUGGAACUGGAAACGAUACCUGCUGGGAUCUACAAUAUCAUCCCCAGUACUUUUCUGCCUAAACAAGAAGGACCAUUUUUCUUGGACUUUAACAGUAUUGCCCCCGUCAGGACAACACAGCUUCAGUGAUGGAGAAAGCUCAGCAAUUUCUGGAUUCGGUACUUAAAGCAACAUCAGCUCUUCAGAUGAGGACACGAAUCUCCAGGACACUGAAUACAACAGAACAGAGUUUAAUCUCUGAAACCAUGACUGUGCAACCUGGUGCUGAAGUCGGGGUGUUCAGUGAGAACUGUAUAUAGUCAGCCUGCGUCACUCAGAAGUACCAUUGACGUGGUUUUGUGCGCACGUGGAGUGAGCCUGCACUUAGGGCCCGAGUGUAGCCGGGAGUAGGUGAGGAGAGGAGGCUCAGCCAGCGCUGGGGGGUGGGGGCGCCCUUGAGAAGAGGGAGCUGAGACCAGGGGAGGAAGUGAGGGACAUAGGCUCCUGGGGUGGCCCGGGGCUGGGGACACCCCGAAGUGCUUACAUUCUGUUUGUCUUUGGCAGAGAGCAUGCUGUACGUUAAACCCGCUUGUGUCGUGACCCCCCGUGCGUCUUGGGCAACUCAUUACCAAAUGAAUCACGUUCCCGUACGAUUUUACUUCUGCGUUAUUUAUGACUUUCUGUGUUUAUUGUUGCCCAGAGGUUAUGAGAGGAUUAAAGCUUUAAUACUGAUUAGCACUAAGAUGCUCAUGCUUAAGAGUAAAGGUCGUUGGCGUUAGAGCCCUGCCUCCUACCGACUCACGUAAAGAGGACCGAUGACAGCAGCAGUCUGACACAUCACAGUUUGGCUUGUAUUGUUCCAUUGCGCUGUAGCUCUGCUCUGGUGGGAACGGCACUCUAAAGAAGGUGCAGUUGAGAAUUUCAUACGUGGUAUUUGGGCUGCAUUUGAAAAACUGCUAAGAUACUACUGUCUUGUGUAAAUUCCCCAUUGUUUACAUAAAAAUCCAUUGGAGUAGAAUGAUGUUCAAGAUUUUAAAGAUCUAAAAAUUACUGUGGAAUUUUUCAUCUCUAAUUACAAAAACUUCUUAUUUUGUAUUUCUAUUAUCUUUAAUUGAAAUAAAAUGUUUAUACUUAUGGAAA
This is a messenger RNA of Camelus dromedarius (Arabian camel), 3609 nucleotides long. It is a transcript of the gene CAPN7, whose product is annotated as calpain 7. Gene Ontology annotation, biological process: proteolysis. Gene Ontology annotation, molecular function: calcium-dependent cysteine-type endopeptidase activity. Lineage: Eukaryota; Metazoa; Chordata; Mammalia; Artiodactyla; Camelidae. The record is from RefSeq and is a predicted model, not a curated record. The transcript has 21 exons. The coding region runs from base 178 to 2619 and encodes 813 amino acids.